This is a messenger RNA of Suillus subaureus, 3870 nucleotides long. RefSeq lists its product as uncharacterized. The transcript has 18 exons. The record is from RefSeq and is a predicted model, not a curated record. Bases 1 to 3870 code for a protein of 1289 amino acids. Lineage: Eukaryota; Fungi; Basidiomycota; Agaricomycetes; Boletales; Suillaceae. Gene Ontology annotation, biological process: regulation of transcription by RNA polymerase II. Gene Ontology annotation, cellular component: Rpd3S complex.
AUGACUUCCAUGGCGGAUGUUCCGGUGUACAUGUUACCUGGAGAACCGGUGGUGCAACCGCCUCAUCUUGAGGGUCUUUCAGAUCCGUCUCUUUCAACUGAAAUUUUACCAGGUCCACCUUCCCUGCUGUCUGUUCAGCAGGCUGCGCACAAGCGCGACCCGAAGAAACCAGGAGCUUUUGUGUCAUAUCUCCCAGCAUCUGAUCCAGGCACCACCUACUCUGGAUUAAUGGCUUCUACUGCCCUCAGUGCCUCAGAUGCUGAAGGGCAACGGCGCAAACGUGCUAGGGUCGACAAAGGAACCGCAAAUGGAAGGGCUCAACGUGCAUCUGCUCGUAACUUGAAUAGCAGUGCCAUUCCUCCGCCGGAUCUCAUCGUCGCUGAAGCAUCUUCUCGCCAACCCAGUAUACCCCCGCUCCAAGACUCCGACCCUUUUCCGAUAAACCAUGACUUUGACGAGCUUUCAAUUUCUCGAGCUACCUCUGCUCCUGCUCUCGAUGAACCCUUGCCGCCCCAACUGCCCCUUCCAGUUGUAUCAAAUGGAAGAGGAAGACCGAGAAAAGACAAAGGAAAGGGAAAAGAGACUGAGAAACACUCUGUAAAGAUCAAGGAGGAACCAAUGGCCACGUACUCGCUCUCUCCUGACCCUUCACUUGGACUGUUGAACGAAGAUCACUGCUCAUCCUGCCGGUCAUUGGGAGCUCUGGUAUAUUGUGAUGGAUGCCCACGAGCCUUCCAUCUCUGGUGCUUGGACCCACCAAUGGAAACCGUGGACCUGCCGGAACUCGGCGAGAGGUGGUUUUGUCCCAGUUGCACGAUUCGGAAGGUGUCGUCCACCGAUCAAACCCCCCCUUCCUUCAUGUCGCCCCUCAUUCAUCAAGCACAGACAAACAUUCCGAAGGAAUUCCAGCUUCCAGAAGAUGUUAGAAGUUUCUUUAAGGAUGUUGCUACUGGUUCCAAUGGGUGUUACGUUGAUGGCUCAGAGGUCAAACCACCUCGCCUGAAUCGCCAUGGUCAGCUCGAGGAACGCGAACCUUAUCGCCUUAAGGACAAGAACGGUGUCCCUGUACUUUGCUUCCGUUGCGGAACAUCUACCCUUCCCAGUGUUGUUGAUGUAUCUGCUCCACCAGCAAAGCGUUCUAGGAGGUCAACCUCGUCCUCCCAUAGUGCCACUCCCGAAGUUUGGAGAAGCAUGGUGUCCUGCGAUUACUGCAGUCUUCAUUGGCAUUUAGAUUGUCUCGACCCGCCUCUCGUGGCUAUGCCUCCGUUCAAUAAGAAGUGGAUGUGUCCCAACCACGCAGAUCACGUUUUGCAACCCAAGCGUCGCAUUCCCAAGCAAAAUCCACCCAUGAUAGACAUUACAAAACCACGCCAGUUUAAUAAUGGCAACAUCGACGUUGUCCACCCACAGGGCACUUCGAUGGCAGAGAAGUUAGUCUUUGAUGAAAUCCUUAUCAGUGGCCGAAGAUAUAGGGUUCCGGAGAAAGUGAUCAUGCUCGAUUUCUGGAAUAAGAUCAGCAAAGAUCAGCAUCUUGAUCAAAGGUAUGUGCCACCGGUGUCCACAAUGUCUUCGCCUCUCACGUCCCUGAGCUCUUUGGAUGAUUUUGAUGAAAGCAUUGGCACAUUACCAGAAGGUCCUCUUAUCUCACGAGAUGAAUUGCAUGCUGCGCAGGCAUUGUGCAAUUUCCAGCGAAUGCUGACCAUACAAACAGAGCAGAGACAUGCUCCUGUUGGUAGUUCAAAGAAUCUCGUUGAUUCCAGUACGCAAACGGAAGCAGAGUUACCACCUACGAUACCUUUACCCCCGCAGCGCAAAGCACCUAUGAAGUCCGCUCUCCUUGCGACUGAGAAUGGUUCCGCCGCCAAGCUAUCAGUACAAACUCCUCUUGACCAGUCGGCUCCGGCGCGGCCCAAGAGGGCGCGAACUGCGGUGAAACAGGAGGCGGAGGAAGUCAAUUUACGUCUGCCUGAUAACUCCGAGAAGCAAGCAGAGGCUUCUACGAGGACUACUCGACAACGCCGGAAGCCCAGACCAUCGGAAACAGCAAAGGAUGAGGGUGCAUUCGUGGCAAGCGCUCAGGCCCCUGCGCCGGCAUCUAGUUCCAUGAUCCGGUCUGUGGGUCCUGAUACUUCUGACUUGAGUAGUGCUUCGGUAUUGCCCACCUCCAAUCCUCACAAAGUCAAUACACCUAUUACUCCCAAGGCCUCGGUCACAAUCACCCAGUCUACCCAGUCUGCUACUCCAACGUUGAAGAUACGAUUACCGCGAUUGAGUGCUGUCAGCGCUGCAGUACAUUCGAAUGCUGCACCACCCGUGACGGCACCUGCACACACUGCAGCAAGCUCCAAGGGACCUCGCCCGAAGCGCCGAUUACGACGACAGACUUCUGACACUGCUACUGUCUCAUUGAGCGGCACGUCUUCAUCUGCAACUGAUGGUGGUGACGAAUUUGAGCCAAACAAACCCAGUAAGGUUUCAUUUCUUGCUAUCCAUCUAAGUUUUAAUGUAGGAUUCAUUCAGUACGUUGUUCCCAAGGGACCCACUAUACUUGCAGGCAGCGAGUCUGUUGAUCUUCCGGGUUACGACUUAUGGCUGCACUUUGUGGACAAUGUCCAUGCAUUCGAUGGGUCCAUUGACAUUGAGCGUUUCCACGACGCCCUGGCAAGCACUUUGCAAAUGUACCCUCAUGCCGCGGGGAAACUGUGCACAACCGGCGGUCGUUGGUUUAUCCAGCUGACAAAUUCUGGACUGGCUGUUGAGGCCGAGGAUCGCAAGGAAGAGUUGUCCACCUCUUUUAUUCAAGGAGACUGGGUCAUUCAAGAUGACCUUUCUCCCUUGCUCAGCCAACUACCGCCAGAUGCUACCAUCGUCAAUGGUAGUGCUUCUUUGGUUCGUUUCAAGAUAACAACGUUCAAGGAUAGGACAUGUCUUGCGGUGUCCUGGCACCACACUCUCGCGGUGUCGGAAAUGGCAGGAGACGCAGUAGCGCUUUGUCGGUUCAUGCAAACGUUAUCCCUGUUCUAUCAAAGUGUCGAGCCAGAUUUCUCUCCUCCAACUUUCGAUAAACACCAGUACCGAACCCCGGAGCCAUCUACGUCCUCAGACUUUCUUCCACUAAUGCCUCAUUUGUGGGUUUCUUACCCUUUCGAUGAGCUCGAGGCCAAAUAUGCCGAGGCCUGCGAGGAUCUGGGAAACCUAAGAUGGAGAUUUCAUGAGCAUCAUCUUCAUGCACUCCACUCUAUGCUCAGUGCUGAUGGGGAAGGCUAUCUUUCGUGGCACGAUUGCCUCACAGCAUAUAUCGUCACUCUGUUGAAUCGUUCUAUGCCUAGGCCCAUUCGCAUGGUCACAAACGUUGCCAAUUUUCGGCGUGUUGAAGCUCACUAUAUUGCAAGCAAUGUUGCAGGGAAUGUUAUCCAGAAUAUCCCGACCGGGACCCUGCCAUUUCAUAUGCGAGAUAUCGCCAUUGCUGUGCGGGAAUCGAUUGUUCGGUGCCGUAACCGGAUAUUUCUCGAGGAUUGGAUGGCUGUGGCAAGCGAUAUCAUGCUAGCUACUGCUAAUGCUGGGAAAUCUUUCUUCUUUGCUUCGCGCCCUGGCGUAAUGACAGUUAAUUCUAAUGUUGCGAUUGAUUGGUGUGACGCUCACUUUGGUUUUCCCGAUUCUUCCAGUUUCUUCACAACUGGGAGUUUGAAGUUCUAUUUCCGGCCCUUCAAAUCGAAUCCUAUGCUAUGCGACGGCACUUGGCGACCUCGAAAGGGCUCGGUAGAUGUCUCUAUGGGCGUUCCAAGAGUACUGCAGGCUAAGCUUUUAGACCUCCUGUCGUUGGAUUUUGAGACUAUCCUUUAUCGGUCACCAUGGGACACCGAGCUGUGA